This is a messenger RNA of Paramuricea clavata, 4097 nucleotides long. NCBI's taxonomy places the organism in Eukaryota, Metazoa, Cnidaria, Anthozoa, Malacalcyonacea, Plexauridae. The record is from the annotation of a GenBank genome assembly.
CUUCUGCUCAGAGUCAAAGAGGUCGUAGUCGCUUCAACAUCUCUCCAAACAUGCGUGUAUAUUUGUUGUUAACGCUGACCCUUACUUACACUCUUUUAUCUGGUGCUGUCGCUUCAAAGCCAGAGGUAAGUAUUUUAUUCCGUUGUUGUCGUAUACAGUGUUGUAUAUAAAGGUUCGUGCUAUAUUAAGCAUAUUAGACCAUUUAUCUUGACAGCAGGCCUGUUUUUACAAAAAGUGUCUCGUCUUUAUGGUCUCGCGUGGCCUUAUGCAUGUGCAAAAAGCUGGUAUUUAAUAUUAAUACAAAUAAUAAUUUCUGAUAAACCACAUUGCAAUGCAGUAUAAAAACUGAAUUUCACGGUUAAAAUGGAAGAACACCACCUAAACCUCUACUUAAUAGUCUCAAUAGUUUUAUUUUACUGUUAGAAAGUUUUGAAAUUGCAGUCGCUCAUGCAGUGUUUGUUUUUUCCGCACGUAUAAUUCAAAUAUACUGAAAAUAUGCAAACUUCGCAAGGCUAUAUUUUCUGUAUUUUACAACAUUUCGCAACCAAAUUUUGCAAUUUUACUAAUUUCAUUAUGUUCUUUUUAACUGUUGUGUUUGAUUCCCUUCUCUUUUAAUACUUAGAUUAAAAUUUAGUCUAACAUGCAAGUUGUCCAUUGAAGACAUAUUUAUGCGAAAUUAAGUUACAUUACAAACUAAUUUGGUUUGUUGGAAGAAACCGGAUAGACUAUUGAAAAGUUAUAGAGUAAAGUGAUAUCUAAUUUAGUAUAUCACUGUACGCCCUCACAUUGCUUUCUUUUUUACUAGAGUGCUGAAACUGGUAAUGAAGGACCUUUAGGUAUGCAAAUAUCCGCCUUAUUAUAUAGAUAUGCCAUGCAGGAGGUGUUUAUAUCAGCAUGAUCGAACUCCACCUUUGAAUUUACGGACCGUUCAUUAUUUAUACUCGGGCAACGUACCGAAGAGAUAUGGGUUGGGCAAUCAAGUUUUUGACUACCUCAUGGGUUGGGUAAAAAAAUUUAUGGCUGUCUGUCCAUAAGGUCCAUAAAAUAAAACCAAAAUUACCAUGCAUUGGAAAAUAUGAAGAAAAAUGUGUACAAUACAUCCUGUACCAAAAUAGACCAUCUGUGAUUGAGGAAGGACUCUAUCAUUGAUCAGCAGGAACGUGAUUGCUUUGACACACUCAGUGAGUUUGAAUGUGAGUGAGCUUUGAGAAUUUAGGCAACUUGAUUUCUGUCACCAUAAUCUUGUGUGUUUACUUAUUAUGAAGUAUACAGUAUCACAUAGGUUGGGUAAACAUUUAUAUUUUGACCAAUGUUGAGGUUGGGUAAAUAAAAAAUUUACAGUGUUUUUCGCUUCCCUUCGGUACCAACCCAAGGUCCAAAUAAUGAACGGUCCCUUACUGUACGAGUAAAUUGUUAAACCCGUCCGAAUUUAUCAAUAUGAUAAAUUCGCAGCACCUAACCCUAACCCCUUAACCCUAACUCCAACCCUAAUCCCUAACCUUAAUAUUUAACAAUUAUUCGCCGAAGGCGAGGUGAUUAUCGGUGAAUAAAAACCGAGACGAAGUCGAGGUUUUUAUUCACGACAAUCACCGAGCCUGAGGUGAAUAAUUGUUUUAGUAUAUAAUUUCAUAGGUGGUUAUUUGGGAAAAAAAUUUUAAAUGCACAUUUCUUCGUCAUUUAAUUGACAAAACAGCUUCGGCCGUCAUUUUGAAAAUCGCUUAGGUGAUUAUCGCGUAAUAAUCACCUCAACGGCAAGUCGGCAACCAAUCAGCGUGGAGAAUUUUCAAUAAUCACCUAUGUAAUUAUACUAAAACUUGUUAAACAUUUUUUGCAAAUAUAAAUGAGAGCCAUGCCAUCCUCGGCAAACAAUUUCUUGCCGAUUAUUGAUAGAUGACCGGCUAUUAUUUCAAGCCGUCCCUGGUAAGCGACCGGCUGCGGCAAUCAUUCGUAUUUAUAACGUUAUAUUUCUUUCGUUAUUUAGUUUGUUGCUUCGAGCAUUGGUGACGGGUGGUGUGACCACGCUUGCAACAAAGCUGCACACAAAUUCGACGGAGGCGACUGUUGUAAACACUCGUGCAAGUCAACCAUAUAUUCAUGUGAUUCUGGUGGCUACGACUGUAAGGCAAACAAGGUUCCAGUCUGGUUCUUGGCCCACACCAAACUCUGUUACCAGUGGUACCCGGACGGCGAUGGAGGUCAGUGUGGUGCGGGCGAACCCAGACAUCUUUGCGCGAACGUCAACGCGGCCACCCGAUAUUACCGAGACGACACGGACAACAGAGGAGGCGGUUGUCGCAUGAGCUGGUCCAUCCAAUCACCUUACAGCCCACAGUGGUUCAAGAACGUGCAAAUAUGCUACCGAUGGUACCCGGAUGGUAACGGCGGUCAGUGUGGCGGUGGGGCGGCACGCUUGCUGUGUGCCCCGGUGGGUAAAUACACGCCGGUCUACCGGGACGAUACCGAUAACCGCGGCGGUGGGUGUAGAAUGUCUUGGCAGCUCAAACUACCACCUGUGCAUAAUUGGUGGGCGAGGAAUAUCCAGUUGUGUUACGAAUGGUAUCCAGAUGGUGAUGGUGGACAGUGUGGCGGUGGUGCUGCUCGCAAGCUUUGUGCCAAAGCGAACAACUGGACUCCUUACUACAGAGAUGAUACCGACAACAGAGGCGGCGGAUGUCGCAUGAGAUGGGGCCUUUAUUACAAGUGAAAAAAAAAUUAUACUGACUUGUAUUACUAUAGUGUUUAGUCUUUCUAAGAUUUUGAUGUUGCUGUAGGGUAGUUCUGCUGGCGUAAUCCUGCCAUAAUUUUGCAUAAUCUUUUCUAAUUUCCUUAUUUUUAAGUAUGCAUACAACAACAUGAUAUAGCACUUGUAGUCUUUGUUAAUUUUGUAUUGUGUGAGAUUUUUUACGGUACGUCUAUGAGGCGCUCAAAACUAAUAUACGAUUUGCAUGCCGUUAAGGUUACAGAACACCUUUGCGUGUUAAUUUUGCCUAUAUUUUUUUUUAUUGGUUUUCCAUGAAAGCAUUAGACUAGUUCUACUAUCUGACCAAGUUUGAACGAAAAAUGUUGAAAACUCGCAGAGUUAAUUAAUAAAAUACAUUUCGCUGCAAUAAGAAAAACAUUGAAAAUGUAAUAUUCAAAUUCAAUUUUCUCCCGAAAAAUUUUACGGUAAUUACUGAUUUUCAAACGAGUUGUGCUCCUGCGAGUUUUAACCAAUUUUUCUCAAAUUUUCACAGGACAUAGCUAAAGACGUCAGUUUCAAAAUUGUGUUCGGCUUUGUUCUAAUUUUGGAUAUUUUAAUAAUAAAGAGCAAUUCACUCAAACAAUUCAGAAAUAUAUUGCAGUCGUCAAAGAAAUCGCCAUAUCAGCGGAAUGACGUAAUAAACAAAAAUUUCCGAACACAAUUUUUUACAACAACUAUUUUACUGUAUAAAAAUGAUAUUUUCAUAAAUAUAACUUAAAACCAGCAGGAGCACAACUCAAAAGCGUAAAGGUACCGCGACUUAAGGUUUUCCUGAAUAAUUCUUACAUUAUUUUAUUGUUUGUUAAUUUUACAACUUUAUCAUAUUUUGCAUGCACUGGAGAACAUUUGGUGAAAAUUUGAUGAAAAUCGGACUGAUAUUGAGCGCGCAGUAGCGAUUUUCCGCAAAACGCCAAAAAGGGUGUCCUGUAACCUUAAAAACCGACGAAGCAUCAUUGAUAGGGACAUGCUCAAAGAAAAGAAAGAGAUCGUGUUCCGAAGAAAAAUAAAGCCAGUUUCAAUCUGGAUGUAGUACCUUAUUCAAAGGAAAGGAAGACUCGUAUACGAGAAACUCUUUGUCUUUGGAAAACUUACAUGUGAUAAAAAUCUUAAACUUUCUCUAUUACUUGGAAGCAAAAAACUAACCUUAUAGCAACCAACGCACGUAUGAACUAUCAAUUACGUAGACCAAUCAUUAAAUUUAAAAGACUUUCUAUACUAUCCAUGCUAUACCGCAUUGCAUGACGGUACCAGUGAAUUUUAACCGUGGUGCAGCGCGGUCAGGCAUAAGCCAAAUAGGCAAUGUGAUCAUGUUUCAUCUUUGGUCUUCUUUUAUGGAAAGCCAUAGCUGGCUUAAAGU